This is a messenger RNA of Linnemannia hyalina, 906 nucleotides long. Lineage: Eukaryota; Fungi; Mortierellomycota; Mortierellomycetes; Mortierellales; Mortierellaceae. The record is from the annotation of a GenBank genome assembly.
AUGGCCAUGGACAACAAGACCGUGCGGGACGCGAUUCAGGUUCACGGAACCAACCCCCAGUUCUUGAUUGAAAAGAUUCUCAGGACUCGCAUCUACGAAUCGACCUACUGGAAGGAAUCCUGCUUUGGCUUAACCGAGUCGUCGAUUAUCGAAAAAGCGUACGAGUUGAAUUCGAUCGGUGGUCAGUAUGGAAUUCAAAAGCCAACAGAGUUUAUCUGCCUGGUCCUCAAGUUGCUCCAGCUCCAACCCCGAGAGGAGAUUGUGAUCAAGUACAUUACAGGGUUGACAGAGAACGAUAGCAACAAGUACUUGCGAGCAUUGGGAGCGUUUUACUUGCGACUUGUCGGGAAGCCUGUUGACAUUUACAAGAAUCUCGAGCCUUUGCUGGUCGAUGGUCGAAAGUUGAGGAAACGAGGCAACAGUGGCUACUCGAUUAUCCACAUGGACGAAUUCAUCGAUGAAUUGCUGCGGGAGGAACGUGUGUGCGAUGUGGUCUUGCCUCGCCUGACAAAGAGAUACGUCUUUGAGGAUACUGGAGAAUUGAACCCUAGGAUCAGCGCACUGGAGGCGGUGGAGAUGGAACUGGAACAAGAAAGGGAGGCAGAAGAGGCUGCGGCCCGUGAUGAGCGAGUCGCGUUCACGAUCACGGUCCCGCUCCCGUUCGCGCUCUCGCUCUCGGUCAAGAUCAAGAUCGAGAUCCAAGUCAGCCUCGAGCUCGCGGUCAGGAUCACGAUCAAGAUCUCGCAGUCGUUCGCCAGGACAGCCCAGACAACAGGAUCGCAGACGUUCGAGAUCAUUGUCAAAAAGUCGAAGCCAGAGCAGAAGCGGAAGUCGGAGCAGAAGUCGAAGCAGGAGCAGGAGCAAGAGCCGAAGCAGGAGCCGAAGCAGAUCACCAGAUCGUCGUAA